AUGUUGAUAAUGGUUGAUAAUCAUGUCUUAUCUCUCAUUAAAAAAAAGUCACAUUUUGCAUCAUAUUUACUUUAAAACGCAACUUUGAUAUUAAUCGUUCUCUAAUUUGAGCGAAUUCCAGUCUUUUUGGGUAAUUUAUUGGAACGAGAUGGCUGCAAUCGAUCUAGAAAAUUUACAAUGGAUAGAGAAACCGCUGUAUGUGCCAAGUUUAAGUGAAAUGGUUGCUGCGCUUUCAACGGGUCUACAAAAGAAUUUUGCAGAAGUAUCAGUAAAAGAGUUGGAAAGUCCGGACUUAACAGCGGAACCGUUCCAUUUGGCUGCAAGUGGAUUGUUUGGAUCACCAACAAUUAUUAAUAUUGCUAGUCCACAGACGGUUGAUCGUACGCAGGUCUACGACGUGGCUAGCAUUGGAAGAAGAGCGAUUCCAAACGCGAAAAGUGUUUUUGUAUGUGGCGCUGGUGCUGGUCCACAUCCUUUAAAUAGUUCACAUUGUGAGGUCAUUUACAAUUUAAAAGCCAAUGAUGAUGGAUCCCUUGUAAAUGAGACUCAUUUUGCUGCCCUUACAGCCGGUGAUGAAUUAUGUGACACAGUCAAGUAUCCACAGGUUCAGUCCAAAUUUGCAUUUUUAGCUAAUUUGUUCGUAUCUGAGGGUCUGCGUGGAAAGGUACUUCAUGUAAAAUGCAAAAAACGCACAGGAAAAAGCGAUUUCAUCACUGCUUGUCGAAAUUCGGUUGGUGAUGCGUUCGGCAAUAAGAAUGUUGGUGUCGGUGGUGUAUUCCUGUUGAAAAAUGGCAACGCAUAUCAACACUUGUUGCGAGAUUUUGUAAAGGCCCGAAAGCACCGUGACGAAUUAGUUGAGAGUCGAUUCAAAUUUUUCGAGAUGCCCGGCACAUUGACCGGCCUUGGGACAUUCGUAUUCGAUGAAAUGGAUUUCGAUUUACGUGUGCAACACUUCCACACAUUUUCAAAUAGUAACUGGGGCGGUCAUUAUCAUUAUGAUACUACACCAGACACCGUGGAAUAUGAAGCAUUCUUUAAUGUUGCCCAUCGACUGAUUCGUGUUGAUCAUGCCACAAACAUAAAGUUGACACAAAACUAAAUUCGUAAAAGAAACUUCUCUAUGAGUUCGACUGUAGAAUUAUACUAUAUUAUAUACCGCAAACAGACAUUAUAUUUAGCUGCCGUCAUCUGGAUAUUACAGCUCAUCUGGAUAUCGUCAGCAGAUGAUAC
Messenger RNA from Contarinia nasturtii (swede midge), 1230 nucleotides. Its product is annotated as ester hydrolase C11orf54 homolog. The transcript is spliced from 5 exons. The record is from RefSeq and is a predicted model, not a curated record. Lineage: Eukaryota; Metazoa; Arthropoda; Insecta; Diptera; Cecidomyiidae. Gene Ontology annotation, cellular component: nucleus. Gene Ontology annotation, molecular function: zinc ion binding; hydrolase activity, acting on ester bonds. The coding region runs from base 149 to 1099 and encodes 316 amino acids.